Molecule: messenger RNA, 3921 nt
Organism: Nilaparvata lugens (brown planthopper)
Lineage: Eukaryota; Metazoa; Arthropoda; Insecta; Hemiptera; Delphacidae
Product: 5'-3' exonuclease PLD3-like
Exons: 10
Coding region: 1957-3351 (464 amino acids)
Molecular function (GO): catalytic activity
Source: RefSeq, a predicted model, not a curated record
AGUUUUUUCCAAUAUUGAUUAAUACAGUGUCGAUAGUCUCAGCGCUCAUUUUUUAAAUUAGCAUUUCUAGACCUGUGCUUAGUCUAGAAAUGUUCUUUAUCCUUUAUUAUUGAAUAAUGAUAAAUUAAUUUGACUCAUCCGAGCACUCGCUAUACUCAAAAGUUUCCAGAUUUUUACUUGCCUAAUUCUCUCACCAUCACUCAUAUAGACCUCAUUUUAUUCUUAAUUCUCAGAGCCAUGGAGGUUUCUUAGAAAGUACAAGGGCAGUGCUUGUAGAAGCAUCUAUUAAUUCCCAAUAUGAAGCUUGUAUGAUCAGUUAUGCCCCUAAAGGACGGUCCCCUAUCUCUAUUCAUGCUAUGAUUUCGAUUCUUCGCUUCUAUUGUACCGCUAUUUUCGAUUAACAAUUAUUAUACAAUUACAUAAUUAUAUGAAUGCCAGUACAUUAGAAUAGUAAAAGAGGAAUUCGGAUCGAAAAAUUGAAUACUAUGCAUUGAAAUUUUCAUUGUGGAUGAUGCCCACAUGUGCGUUUAGCUUGUGCUUGGGCAAUUUGAUGAGAUGAUCAAACGUCCAUGUCUACCUGCGUGAUUCGAACCCACGACCAGGUAGAGCGCUUGCAGAUUGAAGUGUGCAACGCCUACUUAUUCAUGACUUCACUGAUUCUUGCCAGGGUUAGUUUUACAUCAACACUCACCCUACAGAUUGAAAAAUCUCUCAUCUUCCAAUAUUAUGAUUUUAUCAAAUCAUAUAUAUUAUUGUACCAGUAAUUAGUUGAACAUUUACAAGAGAAGGUUUGGCACAAUUCGCUAUUAAUAGGUAUGAGAAACCAAUAAUACUGCUGAUAGGCUCAGAGCCUAGCAAAUCUUGGUUACAGUGGAACCUCGAUAUAAUACAUCUCAUUGUAACGUUCUAAAAUAAUGUACUAUCACGAGUCUGUACUAAAUCGGGGUAUACUAUAUAUCUAGGUUGAAUGUGAGUAAUUUGUACUAUGUAGGGGUCCGAAAAUCCAAAAUGUAUGAUGACGGGAUUGAUUCGCGGGAAAUGGACUAAGUACGGUAGGGGUUUUGUAUACUAUUAAGGAAUUGAAGGGUUCUGCACACUUAAAAUGUACUACCAAGGAGUUUAUUGAUUUCUUUCUGAAACGGCAAAAUGUAUAACGGGGAAUUUACUAUAAUGGGGUGUACUAUAUCAAGUUUUCACUGUAGUCACCUACACUGUGUUUACUAUUUGAUUAUUACAAUGAUAUAAUCAAUAUACUAUUGCAACAGAUUCAAUCAUAUAUUUGGUAUCCCUCCCUAAUCAUUUAGAAUCAUACUCAUUUCAUAAAAAUGCUCAAUAGUGUGAAAAAUGUUGUAUCCUAUUAUACCAUUUAGCCUACCAGCUUUUAUACAGUAUAUGAAGUUUUUGUUUUCUAACCCUUCAACGUCAUCUAAUACUCAUCUAAUUGAACAUCCGUCACAAGCGUAGCACAAGAUGAGUAAAUACGGCUGUUUAUUUGCGAACCAACAAAGCUUAACGUUCAAUACAAUAAUUAUCUCUGUUGAUUUCGAUCACCGUUAUUGGGUUUUAUCAUCAGAAGAGUGAUCAAAUUGACAAUAAAAUACCGAUGUGACUGGAUCCACAUGAACAACUGUGUAAUCGAAAUAGACUGACAUAAUAUUGUCCUUGCCCCUAAAUCAUGUAGUCGUCUUCAUCCUGGAAAAGCAUACAAUAUUCAAUCAUUUCAUGUAACAAAAUUCGGCUAAAAAUUAAGUGAGGUGAUUUCUAGCUAAUUUAAUAUAAUUAUUAUAAUUAAUCGGCUUUGAUAUUAUUUCUUUCAUAAGAAUUCCCCUCAUACAGUAUCACCUUUGUCAAUGUCAGUGAAUAAUUCUAUACUGAACCUUGAAUAAUAAUUAUAUUAACCGGUAAUCGAGUUCCCUAUAAAGAACAACACGCCAGCAUAUGUAUUGGGCUUAGGUUAUGAGAUUUCCAAGAGACUUGUUUAGUUUCCGGCUUACAAGGCUCUCCUCAGUCAUUUUUCUUGUGCCAUUAUUUUGCAACGCAACGAUCGUUUUCCCAGACUAUGGCAAACCUGAUUCAGCUACUCUACUAUCCUGUCAGGAGAGCUGCAGUUUUUCAAUUGUUGAAUCGAUACCUAUAGGAAUGGAUUAUCCGGUUGGAUCAACUCUGCACAACUCAACAUUCUCAGUUUGGCAGGAAUUGAUUAGAGAUGCGACAAAAACUAUAGAAAUUGCUUCGUUUUAUUGGACUUUGAGAUCGUUUUUGCCUCGAGUGGAUCAGUUUAUUCACGGAGCAGAUCAAGGAGAACAAAUAUUCAACAGCCUUGUUGAAGCUGGUAUAGACAGAAAACUGACUUUGAAAAUAGUUCAAGAUCCUCCUGCCAAAACACGACCUAACAAUGAUACUGCUGAUCUUAAAGCCAUGGGUGCUGCCGAGGUGAGAAAUGUAUACUUCAGAAAACUGUUUGGGUCUGGAAUCCUCCAUACAAAAUUAUGGCUGGUAGAUCGGAAGUCAGCUUAUAUUGGCAGUGCAAAUCUGGAUUGGCGUUCACUUACCCAAGUUAAAGAAAUUGGAAUCUACAUUAAAGACUGUCCAUGCUUGGCGGAAGAUAUUGGAAAAAUAUUUGAUGUGUAUUGGAUGCUUGGCGAACCCAACGCCAAACGUCCGGACAAAUGGCCUUCACACUUGGAAACAAAUAUCAAUGAGGAUACGCCUUUGCCAGUCAAAAUUGAUAAUUCGGAUGCUGGUGUCUUCGUUACUAGUUCACCAUCAUUACUAUGUCCAGAAGGUCGCACUACAGAUUUACUCGGUGUUACAAAGAUUAUCAGCGAAGCAAGAAAAUAUAUCUACAUAUCUGUGAUGGAUUAUUAUCCUCUGAUCAUAUUCUCAAAGAAACACGAAUACUGGGGAAUUCUUGACACUUACCUGAAGACAGCUGCUAUCAAUUACGAUGUUGAAAUACGGAUGCUCAUUAGUAGUUGGACUAGUACCCGAGAUUAUGCCAAUUAUUUCCUCCGCUCUUUAGCUGAUAUUAAUGGUGCUUUCCACAAAACUAAAAUUUUCAUCAAAAUUUUUGUAGUGCCAACCUUUGGUGAACAGAGCAGAAUUCCAUACGCGAGAGUCAAUCACAAUAAAUUUGUGGUAACAGAAAACUCUGCAUGGGUUGGUACUUCUAAUUGGUCGGGAGACUACUUUCUUUCAACUGGAGGAGUGAGCUUUGUAACGGAAGGCUCUUCAACGUUGAGAGACCAACUAGAGGAGGUCUUCUUGAGAGACUGGAAUUCUCAGUUUGCAAACGAUCUAUCUAUGGAUCGACCCAAUCCAAAGGAUCAACCAAAAAUAGUUUUUUUUUAAAUAACUUUCCAAAAUCCAAUUAGACGAAAGAAAAUAUAAGACCUAGUUGACUCUAUAAUUUUCAAUUUAUCUACGAACAGUUUAAUUAUCUGUGUAAAACUUUAUACAAAAUUAUUUUCAAAAUUGUUUGCUAGAAAUAAAUCUUGAAUUUGUGUUCUGAAAUUUUCUAUACAAAAAAUUAUUUCUGUGAUUUCAUAAGAGAAUCGUUCAUAGUCAUAUUUUGAUCCUAUUCCAUGUUCCAUCCCUAUUGGCCCUAUUAGGCCACCACUUAUUCUAUUCAUAAUUUAACUCACCUUGAGCUACCAUACACAUUUUCAUAAUCGAUCAAUUUCAAAAAUGGUUAAGCUAGAAGUUGAAACCUCAGUGAACCGGUAGAAUAAGCGUGUUUUGCAAUCAAUUGAGCAGAAUUUGAAUUAUUGAGCUUAGUCUGUAAUUUAACUUGAAUAAAAUGUUAUCAAAAUUUUUCUCAAUAUUUUCAAGUUCUGAGAGUUUAUUGAAUGUAAUCAUUCUAUUAUAUUCGGUUUUUAAUCAAAUUCAAAAUUUCUAGUUUUUUCAUUUCUGGACUGAAAA